UCUCUGGCUGCCAAACACACAUUGCUAACGACUAAUAACAAAUUACGUAAAUUGGGCAGCUAGCUGGAUAGGUCAGCUAGUGUUCGAGUUUGCUGCUAUUUCCGACUCAAAUAGCUAGCCAAGUUACUCGAUUAUCAAUUUCGGGAAUCAAUGGGACCAACUUACUUCUGGUUGGUGAGCUAGCGUUACACAUUUACAAAGUAACAAAGUAAGUGCUGCUGUCUGUCCGCAUUUAGCUAACCUUAGCUGCAUGACAUUGGAAAGUAGACUCCGAGGUAGCAAGCUAGUUGUUAACAAUCCAGCCAUCCAAUCCUCUUGCUAACUGCCUAGCCAGCACCAGCCACAGUCACAGUAGCCACAAACAUUAGUUUAGCUCACACUCCGGGCAACCUGAAAGCAGCUUCCCAUCCCCAUGCUGAAUUUCGAGAGAAGCUGUUAUCUAGCGGUCUGUCCGUGAUGUUCGCCUGCUAAUGACCCUGGCUAAUAACUUUACUGAGAGUGGCUAACGGUGGAUGUUACCACAACGUAUCGAUAACUUGCUCACUAACAGCUGCAACUAACUUCACUAGCUAGACUACAGUAGACUAAUUAUGGUAAACGUUAUCUCACUGCUAGCUUUUAAUACAGUUCCUAACUUACAGUAAUUAUAAGUAACGCGAUCUUAUUGCGAGCUUUUAAUACUCUCUAAUUUACUGUAAUUAUUAGCUAGAGCUAUUAUAAUUAUUGUUAGCUAUGAAAUAAUCCUGUCCCAACUUUAUACUGGAGUUUAAUGUGGUUAAGAUAGCUGCGUAUUAAUAACGACUCAAUUUUUAGUUUUUGCAAAAUGUUUCUGAUAUAUAUAUAUUCUUUCCAGUAAAUUGCUUGAAGUAAAGUUAAGGUGCAUGUCUGGCUAGCUGGCGGUACCAAACGCUAUAUCUGUGUUGAUAAGACAAAUGGCAAGUGCAAUUUCCUCUGUUCCACUGUCGCACAAUAUUAUCCAUCUAAAAACGCUGUGUAGUGAUUAAGUCGGCUACAGUAACAUUAUUUCUCCCAAUUUUUUUCCUUCGCUAUUUGAACAAAGCUGCUUACCAUCCUAACUUUUACUAAAGUUAACGUUAACCAGGCACCUGAUUUAGCUAUUUUUGUAAUCCGCUAGCUGCUUGCUACCACUAAAUGGCUACUUAAAAUGCCCAAGAUUGAUUUAUUUAUCCAGCGAUAUUUGAUUAAACAUGAUGAUAGUCCACAGUGUGUAAAUCUUAAAGUUUAAGCUCAGUGCAUAUCAUUUCCCUGUCUUGCACAGCAGGCUGAGGAAAUGAUAUGAACUGUCUGUAUGUAACGUUACACGCGAGCAGUCAGAAAGUGACACUGUGACACAGGGUCUAAACUGUUGGAAGGAUUCGGCCUGCAUAUUCAACAUUCUUUUUUGUGUAUUCUGCCCACAGUCUAGGUCAAUACCGCUAUUUAAGUUAACUUUAGCUGUAUGCACUGUGCAUGUAGAAAUGGGAGGCCAGAAAUGGCUGUUAAACGAAGGUGGGGUUAUGUUUUCAGUGGUGUGAGGAUGAACUUUGCACGACAAAAGGCUGAUGUUCAUGGCAGUUUGUGAACUUUUCAAGCCUUUCAAACCCGUUUUGCAAGAAGAAUAUCAAUAUUUUGCAAUGUAUUGUAACUCGACUUUCUGCACAAUAUGUUAGCCGUACAGCUAAUUAUCCACACACCUGGUCAGCUGUAUGUCCAGUGUAAUAGUGUCCACCUUCAAAGUUUUGCAGAUGAUUCGGCGUCAGGAUUAAAUUUAUUGGAGGGAAUGGUUGUGACCUAUUCCUGACCUUCAGAAUGCCAGAACUGACAUGGCCUCAAAUCACUUUAAGGUGGAGAGAAUUCACAAACUGUAUUUUUAAAAUGGUGUGAGAUAAGGCUUGGGCUAUCAGUCUAUGAAGUAUGAACACGCUGUCAUAACGUCACAUUUUACUCUAAGUAUUCUGUAAGAUCGGAACAGCAGUGUUUCAGUGACUGAAAUAUGAUAUAAACAUUUGCUGUGUACACCAUAACACUUUCACAGUACUGUGUUUUGCAGUGGCCUUAAAUUGAGCUAGAAUGAAUCCUGCCAAUGUGGUGUGUGUUGCCCUGGUAUUUAAUUUCAUUGUGCCCCAGUAACCAGGUAACACAGAUUUAGUCUCCAGCAGUUUGUGGAUUGGAGGAAAUAGCCUACAAGAAUUUACUUUGUCUAACCUCACACACAGGCUUUGGUUUGCUGAAGAUCUGUAUCGGUUCAAACCACUGUCAUUUUGUAAUGUAAUGUAAUGUAAUGUAAAACCACUGUCAUUUUGGUUGCUUUCACUGGUGUCAUUUUUCAUGUUGCUGAAUACAACUUAUCGGAACUCAUCGGCCUGUUUUGUGCCUGCUCUGGAGACGGUGGCUGCGAGGCGCCGGGUGACCCUUCCACCAUGACGGAGCCGGGGGGCAAGUGGUCCUGCGAGUACUGCACGUACGAGAACUGGCCGUCCGCCAUCAAGUGCACCAUGUGCCGGGCUCCCAAACCCGGCCCGGCCAUCAUCACCGAGGAGCCCUUCAAGAGCGUCACGGGCCUGGACACCUGCCGCGAGUGGGACCCCUCCAGCCCAGAGGGGGGCAGCACCCUGCUCAUCUGCCCGGACUCCAGCGCCCGGCCCCGCGUCCGGACGUCCGGCACGGGCGAGGUCAGCAGCAAGUGGUCCUGCCACAUGUGCACCUACCUGAACUGGCCCCGGGCCAUCCGCUGCACCCAGUGCCUGUGCCAGCGACAGCGCGCCCGCAGCCCCACCGACUCCGCCCCCCAGACCUCGGGCUCCGCCCCUCAGCGGCCGGCCCCGCCCUCCCCGGACCCCUGCGAGGAGUACAACGACCGGAACCGGCUCAACGCGCGGCCCGCGCUGCACUGGACCUGCGGGACGUGCACGUACCAGAACUGGCCCAAGACCCAGAGGUGUGUGGUGUGCGACCGGCCCAAACCCUGCGGGCCGGAGCCCGUGGAGCUGGGCGAGGCGGAGAACGAGCAGGACCGCGCCCCCCGGCGCGGCGGCGGCUGCAGCGGGGGCCAGAGGCGCUCGCCCCCCGCCUCCGCCAGGGAGGGGGAGCUCAAGAUGGACUUCCAGAGGAUCGAGCUGGCGGACGGGGCGGUGGGCUCCAGGGAGGAGCUGGAGGUGGACUUUAAAAAGCUAAAGCAGAUUAAGAACAGAAUGAGGAAAACGGACUGGUUGUUUCUCAAUGCUUGUGCAGGUGUGGUGGAGGGGGACCUGGCCGCCGUGGAAACGUACAAGUCAUCGGGGGGCGACAUUGCACGGCAGCUGACGGCGGACGAGGUGCGUCUGUUAAACCGGCCCUCGGCCUUCGACGAUGGCUUCACCCUGGUGCACCUGGCCAUUCGCUUCCAAAGGCAGGAUAUGCUGGCUGUGCUCCUCACUGAGGUGUCCCAGCAGGCGGCCAAGUGCAUCCCGGCCAUGGUGUGCCCCGAGCUGACGGAGCAGAUCCGCAGGGAGGUGGCCGCCUCCCUGCACCAGCGAAAGGGCGACCUCGCCUGCUACUUCCUCACCGACCUCGUCACUUUCACCCUGCCCGCAGAUAUUGAAGACCUUCCCCCUGCAGUUCAGGAGAAACUCUUCGAUGAAGUGCUGGAUCGGGACGUACAGAAAGAGCUGGAGGAGGAGUCGCCCAUCAUUAACUGGUCCCUGGAGCUGUGCACGCGGUUGGACAGCCGGCUGUACGCGCUGUGGAACCGCACCGCCGGGGACUGCCUGCUGGACUCGGUGCUGCAGGCCACCUGGGGCAUCUACGACAAGGACUCGGUCCUGCGCAAGACCCUGCACGACAGCCUGCACGACUGCUCGCACUGGUUCUACAUGCGGUGGAAGGAGUGGGAGUCGUGGUACUCGCAGAGUUUCGGCCUGCACUUCUCUCUGCGGGAGGAGCAGUGGAAGGAGGACUGGGCCUUCAUCCUGUCCCUGGCCAGUCAGCCAGGAGCCAGUCUGGAACAGACUCAUAUUUUUGUUCUUGCACAUAUUCUUCGUAGACCAAUCAUAGUUUACGGAGUGAAGUAUUACAAGAGUUUCCGUGGCGAAACACUAGGGUACACUCGUUUUCAAGGCGUGUACCUGCCGUUGCUGUGGGAACGGAGCUUCUGCUGGAAGAGCCCUAUCGCUCUUGGCUACACAAGGGGCCACUUCUCCGCCCUGGUUGCCAUGGAGAACGAAGGCUACGACAAUCGAGGCGCCGGCGCCAACCUCAACACUGACGAUGAUGUCACGGUCACCUUCCUCCCACUGGUGGACAGCGAGAGGAAGUUAUUACACAUACACUUCCUGUCUGCACAAGAGCUGGGGAACGAGGAGCAGCAGGAGAAGCUGCUGCGUGAUUGGCUGGACUGCUGUGUGACGGACGGCGGGGUGCUGGUGGCCCUGCAGAAGAGCUGCCGCCGGAGGAACCACCCCCUGGUCACCCAGAUGGUGGAGAAGUGGCUGGACGGCUACCGGCAGAUCCGGCCCUGCCCCACGCUCUCCGACGGCGAGGAAGACGAGGACGACGACGAUGAGUGAAGGGGAAAGUAUCCACGAGUGUGUAUCCCCCCCCCCCCCAGCUGGACAAAACGGAGAUGCACAGGGGGGUUAAAAAAUGGUCAUCGUUCGCCAUCUUACAGAAGUACUCAGAAAGGAAACUGUACAAACAUCCACGCAAACCUUUAAAUAAGAGGACAAACUUAAGACUGAGAGAACUAUGUUUCUGCAAAACAGAAUUUGAAAUUAAGGAUUCUGAUUUCACAGAAAUCACGGUUCAUCUUUAAAAUAAAAUCCCUCUCCCCUCCCCGUAUAUAAACCCUUAUCCAUUAAUAUAAUGCAUGCGGUUAUUAAAGAACUUGCAUAAUAGGAAAAUACCAGCAUCAGAAGGAACAUGGAAUCUUUGUAUUAGUUCAUUGUGGGCACUUAAAAAAAGCACAUUUUUUUUCUCAAAUAACGUUCUUUAGAUUUUGGAAAUUGUUUUCCGUUUUAAGUUGACGAUUCAGCUGACUCACUUUUUUUUGGGGGGUAAAAUCCAGCGUGGCAUCCCUGCAUAUCCCUGCUCUAGUCCACUGUCCCACGAGGAUAUUGUAUAGUAUGGACACUUAAUACUCGUACUGCACAUUUAUUAAAGAGGAUUUCUAUAAAUUCUACAACUUGCUGAAUCAAAAGGACAUUUAUGAAGUUAAGAGGAGGAAUACCCCAUUUCAGCAUAAAGAUCAUAUUAGAGAUCACCGUCGUUCGAUUCUUUCUUCUGCCCACCUUGGAAGUCCUUUUUAUUCUGAUUAUGAAUUCCAUGAGGAGGUACUCUUUUGGUCCUCUGUGUUUGGUCACCCCCAAUUUUAUGUUGGUUUAACUGUUAACCCAGAUCUUGAAAUUUAUGUUUCACACAAAAAAAAUAUAAUUCUUGCUGUGACGAAAACAAAUCUGUACAAGUUUACUUGCGUUUUGUGUGAUUGAGUACCUCAUUUUGAUGUUACAACUUUUGGUGCUUACUUUGGGCUGGGGGUGGGGUGGAGAGAAGAGUCGCCUGACACAUUCUCCAUUCAAAACAUUAAUUAACAUUAAAUUAUAAUCACUUCGUGUCCCUCUCGUGUUGUCAUAUUUCUGCUUUUCACUAUUUUUUUAACGUGUUCCAUCACCACACCAUCCUGCAUAUUUUUAGUCCUGUUUCCUUUUAAUAUGCAUCCUCUUUGUUUUUGUGUUAGAUUGAGUUUGAAAUUAAUGGAUUAUAAUUCAGCACUGACAACGGUGACAUUAACCAAAGCAAAGCCAAAUCAGGUGUUUCUCUGUGGAGUGGGUUCAGUGUUUUGGUUCUGGUUCUGGUUCUGUUCCUUCAGCCCGUUCCACAGAUUGAACAUCACUGGCCUGUUGCUUUGUUUUUUAAUGCAUUAGAUGUAACGUCUGUCUGAGCGCUUGGGUAGUCUAUAUUACCUGGUCAUUUUCUAUAUUUGGGGAAGGAUCUGGGUUAAGGAGAAACGGACGGGUAACUAUGAAUGACGACAUUCAGUGUCAUUUUUAACCAAACAAUAAAAUAACUGCUGUACAACAACA
Molecule: messenger RNA, 6056 nt
Organism: Anguilla anguilla (European eel)
Lineage: Eukaryota; Metazoa; Chordata; Actinopteri; Anguilliformes; Anguillidae
Gene: zranb1b
Product: zinc finger, RAN-binding domain containing 1b
Exons: 10
Coding region: 2421-4544 (707 amino acids)
Biological process (GO): cytoskeleton organization; protein K33-linked deubiquitination; protein K29-linked deubiquitination
Cellular component (GO): nucleus; cytoplasm
Molecular function (GO): K63-linked polyubiquitin modification-dependent protein binding; cysteine-type deubiquitinase activity
Source: RefSeq, a predicted model, not a curated record